Messenger RNA from Microbotryum saponariae, 684 nucleotides. NCBI's taxonomy places the organism in Eukaryota, Fungi, Basidiomycota, Microbotryomycetes, Microbotryales, Microbotryaceae. The record is from the annotation of a GenBank genome assembly.
AUGAUUAUCACCAAAGCCGACCGAAGGGUCAUCGUGAGUGCAAGCGACCGCACUCUCCAUCAAGGCGGACCAGACCGCUGACUUGGGCAGUUCUUGACCGCUCACCCUCACAGUACGAGGCUCUCUUCAAGGGUUCGCCGUCACUCCUCUCCUCUCGUCUACACUCGCAUGUGCUCACAGCUCCUCCCCUUGUGCUCCACACAGACGGUGUUCUCGUCGCCAAGAAGGACUACAACGCCCCCAAGCACUUGGAGCUCGACGUCAAGAACCUGCUCGUCAUCAAGGCGUGCCAGUCCUUGACCUCGCGCGGCUACGUCUCGACCCAGUUCUCGUGGCAAUACUACUACUACACCCUCACCCCGGAAGGCAUCGACUACUUGCGAGAGUUCCUGCACUUGCCCGCCGAGAUCGUCCCCGCUACCUUCAAGAAGCAGGUCCGAGCCGCUCGCCCCGGUCAACAAGCCGGUGGACGACCCGACGGCGCUUACCGCGCUCCCCGAGGUGGCGACGAGGGUUACAGGCGUCGUGAUGACAAGAAGGAGGGUGCCGGAGAGGACUUCCGUCCCCGAUUCUCGUGAGUUGCUCGCCAUCUGCCCCUCGGUUCCAGCAACUGCGACUGAACUUUAGCUUCGUCUUCUCAUCAGGGGUGUCGGCCGUGGUGGUCCCCGUCCCACCCAGGCUUAA